Mastomys coucha (southern multimammate mouse) is the source of this 1966-nucleotide messenger RNA. RefSeq names its product LIM zinc finger domain containing 2 (gene Lims2). Gene Ontology annotation, biological process: positive regulation of substrate adhesion-dependent cell spreading; cell-cell junction organization; cell-cell adhesion. Gene Ontology annotation, cellular component: focal adhesion; cell-cell junction; cytoplasm. NCBI's taxonomy places the organism in Eukaryota, Metazoa, Chordata, Mammalia, Rodentia, Muridae. Bases 217 to 1242 code for a protein of 341 amino acids. The record is from RefSeq and is a predicted model, not a curated record. The transcript has 10 exons.
CUCUAGUGUCAGUCUCUAGUGUUCCCAGGGUUGACACUCGCAUAGGCAUCCCCUGUGCCCCUUGAGGCUGUCCCCUGCGCUCCUCAUCCCAGCUGCAGGCUGGGUGGAGCCGCCCUCGCAGUUUGGGCGUGUUCUUCCCUCUGCCCGGAGGACCGUGAGUCCUCUGUCAGGGACACAGCGAGUGGACGACUGACCGGUGCUAGGCGCGCGGCCACCAUGACGGGAAGCAACAUGUCUGAGUGUUUGGCCGAUGCCCUGUGCCAGCGCUGCCAGGCCCGGUUUGCCCCCACAGAGCGCAUUGUCAACAGCAAUGGGGAGCUCUACCAUGAGCACUGCUUUGUGUGUGCACAGUGCUUCCGGCCAUUUCCCGAGGGGCUCUUCUACGAGUUUGAGGGCCGGAAGUACUGCGAACAUGACUUCCAAAUGCUGUUUGCUCCAUGCUGCGGAUUCUGUGGUGAGUUUGUCAUUGGCCGAGUGAUCAAGGCCAUGAACGCCAACUGGCAUCCGGGUUGCUUCCGCUGUGAGCUGUGUGACGUGGAGCUGGCUGACCUGGGCUUUGUGAAGAACGCCGGCAGGCACCUCUGCCGGCCUUGCCACAACCGCGAGAAGGCCAAGGGCCUGGGCAAAUUCAUCUGCCAGCGGUGCCACCUCGCCAUCGAUGAACAGCCCCUCAUGUUCAAGAAUGAUCCCUACCACCCGGACCACUUCAGCUGCUCCAACUGUGGGAAGGAGCUGACCUCCGAUGCCCGAGAGCUGAAGGGCGAGCUCUACUGCCUGCCUUGCCAUGACAAGAUGGGCAUCCCCAUUUGCGGGGCUUGCCGCCGGCCCAUUGAGGGUCGCGUGGUCAAUGCACUGGGCAAACAGUGGCAUGUGGAGCACUUUGUCUGCGCCAAGUGUGAGAAGCCAUUUCUGGGGCAUCGGCACUAUGAGAAGAAGGGCCUAGCAUACUGUGAGACCCACUACAACCAGCUGUUUGGGGAUGUCUGUUACAACUGCAGUCAUGUGAUAGAGGGUGAUGUGGUGUCAGCCCUCUGCAAAGCCUGGUGUGUGAACUGCUUCUCCUGUUCCACCUGCAACAUGAAGCUCACUCUGAAGAACAAGUUCGUGGAGUUCGAUAUGAAGCCCGUGUGUAAGAGGUGCUAUGAAAGGUUCCCCCUGGAGCUGAAGAAGAGGUUGAAGAAGCUGUCUGACCUGACCUCCCGCAAGGCCCAGCCCAAGUCUGUGGACAUCAACUCAGUCUGAAGGUCCUCAGCCUCCUUGCCUGCCUGCAGAACCUUAGUCCUCACCCCCCUGCCCCAAGUCUUGCUAGCCACCUCCCACUUCUGCUCCAUCCUAGCCCACUCUUCAGGUAUGCCAUCUUUUCUGUUUCCAGUCCACCUUGGGCUAUGAAGCUCAUUCUGAAGUGAGUAGUGGUGGGUGCAUUACAGCCUUGAUUUUUCAGCCCGCUUUCCCUGAACUGAAGCCUCAGGCAAGCCCCGGGCAUACUCUCUUCUGUGCUGAGGCCUGGCCCACACAUUUCCCAGGCAUUUCUCCCUGGGCCCACAGCCUCCAGGGACAGGAACAAACUGGGCCAGGAUUAUUUGCCACUUGCUUGACUCACAGAUCCGAACCUGAUACCUCUCCUCUCCACUCUCCCAGGAGAGUUUCAGCCCCAGCGUGACCCUUAGGCUUGCCUGAGAAGCUGUCCCAGGCCCAGGGCCAGCACCAUGCAGGUAGAGGCUUCAGGGACGUGCCCUUCAGUUAUUCAACCACAGUAGGUCUUUGUGCUUACACUGUGUCAGCAAACCCACCUCCGGGAUGGAGCAGCUAGAGGUCUCCAUUGCCUUCACUACUCAGGAGACCUCCAAGAAAGCUGCUCAGCUGCUCACCAAGCCUGGGGGGGUCCCACUUCCCAGGGGCACAUUGCCCUGGCCAUCGCAGACCCACAAGUGGUCACAUACUUGCACAAUGAAGGCUGAUUCACAUA